Molecule: messenger RNA, 2704 nt
Organism: Erythranthe guttata (spotted monkey flower)
Lineage: Eukaryota; Viridiplantae; Streptophyta; Magnoliopsida; Lamiales; Phrymaceae
Gene: ARC5
Product: P-loop containing nucleoside triphosphate hydrolases superfamily protein
Biological process (GO): peroxisome fission
Cellular component (GO): membrane; microtubule; cytoplasm
Molecular function (GO): microtubule binding; GTPase activity; GTP binding
Source: RefSeq, a predicted model, not a curated record
GAAAAAAGCGAUUUUAUAUCCGAAAUUGUCGGAAGUGAGCGCGCGAGGGUGUCCAAAAUCCCACAAAAUCCAAACCCAAUUCAAAAAACUCCAAACAACUUUAUCACAAAACUCACCUCAUAGUCACACACUCCUAGAGAGAGAGAGAGAGAGAGAGAGAGAGAGAGAUGGAAACGGACUCAAACAACCGAUUCAACGGCGGCGGAGGGUUAUCGGCAGAAACCGAGGAAGGGCAAUGGAAGCUGUACGAGGCGUACAAUGAGCUGCACGGUCUGGCUCAGGAGUUCUCGACGCCGUUCGACGCGCCGGCGGUUCUGGUGGUGGGCCACCAAACCGACGGGAAGAGCGCGCUCGUGGAAGCCCUAAUGGGUUUCCAGUUCAACCACGUCGGCGGCGGAACCAAGACCCGCCGCCCCAUCACUCUCCACAUGAAGUUCAACCCCGAUUGCGACACCCCUCUCUGCCAUCUCUUGUCCGAAUCCGACCCUUCAAUCCCCCAGGAAAAAUCACUCCAGGAAAUCCAGGCUUAUAUCGAAGCUGAAAAUAUGAGGCUGGAGAGAGAGCCUUAUCAGUUUUCGUCGAAAGAAAUAAUAAUCAGAAUCGAAUACAAGUACUGUCCGAACCUUACCAUAAUAGAUACGCCUGGACUUAUCGCUCCAGCUCCAGCUCGGAAAAAUCGCGCUUUGCAGACUCAAGCUCGAGCUGUGGAGUCUUUGGUUCGGGCUAAAAUGCAGCAUAAGGAAUUUAUUAUACUUUGCCUCGAAGAUUGCAGCGAUUGGAGCAACGCCACAACUCGGAGGGUAGUGAUGCAAAUUGAUCCUGAACUUUCAAGAACCGUAGUUGUCUCAACAAAGCUUGACACAAAAAUCCCUCAGUUUGCACGAGCUUCAGAUGUGGAAGUCUUUCUUUCACCACCUGCAAGCACACUCGACGGCUUCAUGUUAGGCGAUUCGCCUUUUUUCACUUCCGUUCCUUCGGGCAGAGUUGGAUCCGAGCGUGAAUCUGUCUACAGAUCUAACGACGAGUUUAAACAGGCUGUAUCUUUGAGGGAGAUGGAAGAUAUAACCGCUUUGCAAGAAAAGUUGGGUAGAUCACUUUCGGAACAAGAAAAGAGCAGAAUCGGUGUUAGCAGCCUCAAGUUAUUUUUGGAAGAGUUGCUUCAGAAAAGGUAUAUGGACAGUGUACCACUGAUCAUUCCGCUUCUUGAGAAAGAGUAUCGGAGUACAACAAGGAAGCUUAGUGAAAUAAAUCUGGAACUCGGUACUUUGGAUGAAGUAAAGCUGAAGGAGAAAGGAAGAGCUUUCCAUGAUCUGUUCUUGACCAAGUUAUCACUUCUGCUGAAAGGAACAGUCGUUGCACCACCAGAUAAAUUCGGGGAAACGCUGCAAGACGAGAGGGUUAAUGGAGGUGCAUUUAUUGGCACCGAUGGUCUUCAGUUUCCACAGAAGUUAAUACCUAAUGCGGGGAUGCGUCUUUACUGUGGUGCGCAAUAUCAUCGUGCAAUGGCCGAGUACCGAUUUGUUGUCGGAGGAAUCAAAUGCCCUCCAAUAACACGUGAGGAAAUUGUCAAUGCUUGUGGAGUUGAAGAUAUCCACGACGGAACUAACUAUUCACGGACAGCUUGUGUUAUUGCUGUUGCAAAGGCUCGUGACACUUUUGAACCUUUUCUUCAUCAGUUGGGUGGCAGAUUGCUUCAUAUUCUAAAGAGAUUGCUCCCGAUCUCGGUUUUUCUUCUCCAGAAAGACGGUGAAUACCUCAGCGGCCACGAAGUUUUUCUAAAUCGUGUCGCCUCCGCCUUUAACAACUUUGCUGAAUCAACUGAACAAUCGUGCCGCGAAAAGUGCAUGGAAGAUUUAGUGAGCACCACUCGCUACGUUUCUUGGUCUCUACACAAUAAGAAUAGAGCUGGAUUACGUCAGUUCUUGGAUUCAUUUGCUGGAUCAGACUCCACCACUAUUUCUCCGGAAUUAUCUGUGGGCAACGAAAGGCAAGAGGCUAAGUCAAAAUCAGAUGUAAAAGUCAACAGUUUGACUUCGGGAUUUGAUUCAACGGGGAGUAGUGGUCCCACAACAGAAACAAGGCUAGCCGACCUUUUAGACAGUACACUAUGGAACAGAAGGCUCGCCCCUUCGUCUGAAAGGAUCGUUUAUGCUUUGGUUCAACAAAUAUUUCACGGUAUUCGAGAAUAUUUCCUCGCAUCCACCGAGCUAAAGUUCAACUGUUUUCUUCUUAUGCCGGUUGUUGACAAAUUGCCGGCACUACUUCGAGAAGAUUUGGACUCUGCUUUCGAAGAUUUAGAUAAUGUCUUUGACAUCACCACCAUGAGACAUUCGCUGUCACAGCGUAAACGAGAGACGGAAAUCGAGCUCAAACGGAUACAAAGGCUUAAAGAGAAAUUCAGACAAAUCCACGAACAGCUUACUUCAAGUCUUGCAAUGUGGAGGCCAUACUGAUGAUUUUACCUCUAACAAACGGCACAGAAAUCGAGGGGGAGAAGCAUCUCUCAAUAUAUUUGCAUGCAAACGUGAUUAACGGAAGAUAAAGAGGUAAGUCGAUGUUGGAUUUAACUUUGUAUUUCUAUUUAUUCAACUUGUUGAGGGAUACACCGAAUCCAAUUUCUGUUUCGUAAGUAAAUUCAUCUCGUUGAUAUAAUAAUUAAUUAGUGUUACUUAAGUGUUCUAAAUAUUUGAGUUUUGCACAUCUA